AUGGCCAACAAUACUUGUCUCGUUUGUCGCAAGCGUGCUAAACGCAAGGACAGCCAAUUCUGCUCCGACAGAUGCACUCAGAAGAUGGCUUCAAAGAAACUACCGCAGCUACUACGCGUCCCUAAGGAUCAUGCCAUGUACAAUGACGUGAAGAAGAAAUUCAGGACGAGCUGGAAGGACAAGAAGAACAAGUUACCAGUCAUCGGUAAAAUAUACCUUAUUACAUGGCCUCGCAAAAUGAGGGCUUCGUUUGAGAAGUAUCGGGAUUCUGUUGCAAAGCUACGCAAGACGCCCAAGAAUAAGGCCAAGGAGUGCAAACUCUGUCAAGCGAUCAGGACUGGCUUCAAGGCGAGCCUGGAUAAAAAGCGUGGCAUGGUGAAACGAAAGUCGAAGUCCGGCAUUAGAUUUGGGGGCGGCGUUUACAUGAGUCCCGAAUCCAACAAAGCAUUGGAGUACGCUAAAGAUUCUCAUAGAGGGUCCCAGUAUCUCGCAGUCCUCGUCACCCGCACCGUCCUCGGGAAGAUGCAACACGCCCAGAAAGAGAAUCAUGGGCUGAUGAAACCGAAGAACGGUUACGACUCUGUCUUUGGGCGUGCGAAUGGGGGUGGUCCUUUAGAAUAUAUUGUCUACAAUGCGAAUGCUGUUCGGCCUGCAUAUCUUAUGCUGCUAAAGAGAAAGUAG
This is a messenger RNA of Stereum hirsutum FP-91666 SS1, 681 nucleotides long. RefSeq lists its product as uncharacterized. The transcript has 7 exons. Gene Ontology annotation, molecular function: NAD+ poly-ADP-ribosyltransferase activity. NCBI's taxonomy places the organism in Eukaryota, Fungi, Basidiomycota, Agaricomycetes, Russulales, Stereaceae. The record is from RefSeq and is a predicted model, not a curated record. The coding region runs from base 1 to 681 and encodes 226 amino acids.